UGACGCAAACUCUUCUCUUUUGCCUUUUGCAGUCGUCUUUGAGGAUCUCGCCGUCUGUGCCCUUCCUUAUGUCCGGAAUGCAAAGGGAUCCUUUCAAGCUAGCUCUGGGCUCUCGUAUGGACCACAGCAGCUCACCUCUCACCCCACCACCCAGUUCCACCCCAAGCGGUGGUCUGUCCCACCGCUGGCCUGGUGCCUCCAUCUGGCCCAACUGGGACCUAAUGAAGACCCCUGAGAGCCCAUUCAGCAUUGAAAGAGAGGCCUGGCUUCACAGACAGGCAGCCUCAAUCAAUGAAGCUACCUUCACAUGGAGUGGACAGUUGCCCCCCAGACACUACCAAAAUCCCAUUUACUCCUGCAAGGUCUUUUUAGGAGGAGUUCCUUGGGACAUCACUGAAGCUGGUUUGAUAAACACUUUUAAAUGCUAUGGCCCUCUGAGCGUGGAGUGGCCAGGUAAGGAUGGCAAGCACCCUCGCUGCCCUCCGAAAGGUAAUAUGCCCAAAGGUUAUGUGUAUUUGGUGUUUGAAUCUGACAAGUCCGUGCGUGCCCUGCUGCAGGACUGCACUGAGGACCUGCUUCAUCCUGAGGGCUACAGCGAGUAUUACUUCAAAAUGUCCAGCAGAAGGAUGCGCUGCAAAGAUGCACAGGUAAUCCCUUGGGUGAUUUCAGACAGCAACUAUGUGAGUUGCCCCUCUCAGAGGCUGGACCCUAGGAACACUGUGUUUGUAGGAGCUCUGCAUGGCAUGCUCAAUGCUGAGGCCCUGGCCAGCAUCAUGAAUGAUCUGUUCGGAGGUGUUGUGUAUGCGGGCAUCGACACAGACAAGCACAAGUACCCCAUUGGAUCUGGACGUGUAACCUUUAACAACCAACGCAGUUAUCUGAAAGCCGUGAGUGCUGCAUUUGUUGAGAUAAAGACGCCCAAAUUUACAAAGAAGUUCCUCCCCCUUCCCCAGACCUGCUUCAAAUACUACUGUCGCUCCUGCUGGCAUAGGCAGCACUCCAUGGACAUCCUCAGCAACCACCGGCCUCUGAUGCGAAACCAGAAGAAGCGGGAUGUCAUCUGAAGCCACACGUGGCAGCACGAUGCCUCACCCUGGAUGUCCAUUGCGCUUGCUCCCCUUGGGGAGUUGCUCCAGAGUUGGCCCCCCCUUCAAAAGGCCCUCCCAGGAGUUGGGGCAUGGGGAAUCACUGUAGAAAGUUCACUGUGUCACUUUCUUUUUAGUUUGGCUUGUUCACUUUGGCACUGUACACAGUGAGAUGGGUUAGCUGGGGCCCAUGGAUGGGAAGACCCAGAGUUUUGAACUAAGUUGAGAUUCAGGCCAUGGGCUGAAGGUUUUUUUUUUUUUUUUUUUUUUUUUUUUUUUUUUUUUUUUUUUGUCCCCCCCCAUUUUAUAUAGGUUGCUAUUUUGCUUUGGUAAAUCAUUCUAAAGUAUCAUUGUUUAACAGAAGGAAGCCAUACAGUGCCUUUAAUUGGUUUUCCCUUUCCACACUAGCUGCUUUUUUCUGGCACUUUUUUGCCAAUUUUUUUUUUUUUUUUGAGAUGCUACAAAAGCCAGAUGCUCAUCAUGACAUAUUUCACCGUUUUAGUUUACAUACAUUUUUACAUGAAACCGUUUUAAGGUAUGGCAUGGAAAAGGUUGAGUAGCAAUCUACCUGGUGGAUUUUUAAUUUUGCGCUUUUUUUUCUUUCUUUUCCCUAUGAGUAUUUUUGCCUUUAUCAGUGUUCUGUUUGGUAGAACAAGAGGCUUGCACGUAACCCUGCAGAUCUAUUUGCCCAUCCAGAUCAAUUUCAGUGCGUGCCUCCACUAGGCGUUGCUUUUACUGCUCUCGAUCAGAUUUCAAAACCAACUUAAUAUAUUAAUCCUGAAAUGAGAAUGGCCAUCGACUGCACGUAGUUUUAUUGCACUUUUUAAUUUACACUUUGUAAAGGGGUAGGUUUUUAAUCACUUAAAUAGUACAUCAGCAGGUGUUGUGGGUGAGUGCCCAAAUGGCUGCUUGUUGAAUUUAAAACCAUAGACUUCCCUUGAAUUUACCAAGAGCCUUAGCAGACUAGAUGCAAAUGUCACUUUACUCAUUUUCUGCUGAAUGGAUAACUUUACUUUCAGAACCAAGAUUGUCUUCUCUCUCAUCACCAUAUGCAUUCCAUGCAGAGCUAUUUAUCAAGCUCCUGUCAUUCUACCUCAUUGUUGUCUGCCAAGUUUGCUUAUAAAGGUGAAGUUUGAAUUUUUGAAUGGGCACAAUAAAGGUGUUUAAGCAUUA
Sinocyclocheilus grahami is the source of this 2258-nucleotide messenger RNA. Its product is annotated as cytoplasmic polyadenylation element-binding protein 1-like. Lineage: Eukaryota; Metazoa; Chordata; Actinopteri; Cypriniformes; Cyprinidae. Gene Ontology annotation, biological process: negative regulation of cytoplasmic translation. The record is from RefSeq and is a predicted model, not a curated record. Gene Ontology annotation, cellular component: nucleus; neuron projection; synapse. The transcript is spliced from 7 exons. The annotation marks the transcript as partial. Gene Ontology annotation, molecular function: translation factor activity, RNA binding; mRNA 3'-UTR binding; mRNA regulatory element binding translation repressor activity.